AUGACUGCAUAUGAAAAUAGUGCCUUCAAUGGUAUUAGUAACGACACCGAUAGAGUCGAAAAAAGUGCUACAUUAUCUGGAGGUGCAGCUGUGAACAAAGAUCAAUUAGCUACGUAUGAAAGAUUUCUUCAAUUCCAACGUCUCAUCAAUUUAUAUGAUACUCAAAGUGCUGUAAUUCCGAAAAAAAUUGGUAAUCCUGCUCCAUUAGGUCUUUGCGCUUUUGCCUUAACCACAUUUAUCUUAUCCAUGUAUAAUGCUGGAGCAACUGUCCCUGUGACAGCACAUCCUGGUGUUGUUUUGGGUUCAGCCAUGUUCUUCGGUGGAUUAGUUCAACUUUUAGCCGGUAUGUGGGAAUUUAAAGCGGGUAAUUCUUUUGGUGCUUUGGCAUUUUCCGCUUAUGGUGGCUUUUGGUUAAGUGUGGCAGCAUUAUAUGUCAAAGCAUUCGGAUUUUUGGAUGAUUAUAAUGACGACCACGUAACAAUAAACAAUGCAUUGGGUGUUUUCUUUCUUGGCUGGACAAUAUUUACAUUUGCAAUGUUCAUCGCUAGUCAUCGAACAAACGGAGUAUUGAUGGCACUCUUCUUUUUUCUAACAUUAACAUUUAUUUUACUAACGGCAAGUAAAUUUCAAAACGACCAUUUAAAUUUGAAACGAGCUGCCGGUGCAUUUGGUAUUCUCACUUCAGCUAUUGCUUGGUAUGGUGCCUUUGCUGCAUUAUUGACACCAGACACGUCUUAUUUUGCCCUACCAGUUUACGAUUUGUCAAAAAAAGCCAUUAUUAGCACAAUUGUAUAA
Messenger RNA from Didymodactylos carnosus, 795 nucleotides. Lineage: Eukaryota; Metazoa; Rotifera; Eurotatoria; Philodinida; Philodinidae. The record is from the annotation of a GenBank genome assembly.